CAUUCAUGUAUGUCCAACACAACAUCACAUCCAUGUAUAUGAUUCUAUAUAAUAGUCGGCUGCCGCCUUGAAAGAGUUCUAGAUUUUUGAGAAACAGCAAGGAACCAACUUUGACUGAACUUUGUGCCAUUUCUCAGAUGCUGUAAAUACUAAAUACCCUCUUUUUUUUUUUCUUGUUUCUUAGAUGCUGUAAACACAUGGAAACAGGAGAAAGAAUUUGCAGGGAGAUGGAGAUGAAGAUGAAGAAGAAGAAUUGUGGGUUCUUGAUUUUUUCUAUUUUGGGUUUUCUUUGUUCAUUUUUGGGUCCAGUUUCAUCUGAGACAUGUCCUCUGGAUCUUGGCUAUGUUCUUGAAAUCCCAUGGUCAAAAUCUGCCUGCAGAAAUUUCCCAGAUCCAAGCUCUGAUAACACCACAGUAGGGGAAGAUCAUUGCUGCCAAACCCUUCUCUCUGUCUAUGGUCUAGCCCUAGCAAAACACCUCAAAAAAACCAAUCUUUUCCAGUUACCCAAUAUAGAAACUUCCAUUUCUUGCCUCCAUGACUACCAAACCAAGCUCAGUUCUUUGGGGCUGUCUUCCAAUCUCACCUCUCUCUGCUUUGACCCUGUCCAGUUUGUGGUCACAAAUGCCUGUGCCUCCAUUGAAUCAACCCAAGAUUGGGUUAAGAAGCUUGGGCCUUCUACACCUCUGGACUCUGCCUGUAAGCCUGACCUCAAUGAUUUGACCUCAUGUGAUGAUUGUGUAAAAGCAGGGUUCAGAGUUCAAGCUGAGUUGAUAGGGAUUGAUGGUAAUAAGUCUCACUCUACAAUGUGUUUUUACUUUACUGUUGUGUAUGCUGCUGGGAUUGUUAAUCAGUUUGGGCCUGAAAGUAGUAGUGCUAUGCAAUGUAUACUAAGCAUUCCUCUUGAUUCCAGUAAUGAUUCUGGGAAUAAGAAGCAUUUGGCUGUAGUUUUUGGAUUGAUAGGAGCUAGUGUUGCAGUUUUAGGGAUGGGAUUACUGCUAGGACUGUAUUUCUGGUGGGAUAGGAAAAAGAAGAGGAAUAGAGAUAGGGAAAUGGAGGAAAUGGGGUCUCGGUCUACGCCUAGAAUGAGGCCUAACACGACUAUGUGGUUCAAGAUUCGUGAUCUUGAAAGGGCGACGGAUGGGUUUUCGUCGAAAAAUUUCUUGGGGAGAGGUGGAUUUGGGGUUGUUUACAAGGGGACUUUAGGUGAUGGGAGUGUUGUUGCUGUCAAGAGGAUCAUGGAGUCUGAUUUUGAGAGGAAAGACGAGUUUUGCAACGAGGUUGAGAUCAUUAGCAACCUGAAGCAUAGGAAUCUCGUGCCACUUCGAGGGUGCUGUGUAACGGAUGAAAAUGAAACCGAGGAUAGGGAGAACCAUCGGUACCUGGUUUAUGACUAUAUGCCGAAUGGUAAUCUUGAUGAUCAUUUGUUUCUGAAGAAUCAAAUUGGAGCGAGUAAACCGCCUUUGAGUUGGCCUCAGAGAAGAAGCAUAAUCUUGGAUGUGGCAAAAGGGCUGGCUUAUCUGCAUUAUGGAGUAAAGCCGGCCAUAUAUCACAGAGAUAUUAAGGCCACAAAUAUACUGUUAGAUGCUGAUAUGAGGGCGAGAGUUGCAGACUUUGGGUUGGCGAAGCAAAGCAGAGAAGGGCAGUCUCAUCUCACGACUAGGGUUGCAGGAACACACGGGUACUUAGCUCCCGAGUAUGCACUUUAUGGGCAGUUGACCGAGAAGAGUGAUGUGUAUAGCUUUGGGGUCGUUGUUCUAGAGAUAAUGUGUGGGAGAAAGGCUCUUGAUUUCACUUCUCCAUCGCCUCGGGGAUUCCUUAUCACAGAUUGGGCAUGGUCAUUUGUCAAAUCCGGGAAGAUUCACGAAGCACUUGAUCCAUCCUUGUUGAAAGGCGGGGAUUCUUCAAGUGUUUCAAACCCAAGGGCGAUAAUGGAGAGAUUUCUACUAGUUGGAAUAUUAUGCGCCCAUGUUAUGGUAGCUCUAAGGCCUACUAUCUUAGAUGCACUGAAGAUAUUGGAAGGAGACAUCGAGGUUCCUGAAAUCCCCGACAGACCAGCACAUCUCGGUCAUCCCUCGUUCUAUGGUGGAGAUGGCAGCACUACUAAUACUACUUUUACUAUAUCACCAGCAUUGAGUGUCCUGCAACUGCCUACUGCAGACAUGCUCAGGUAAAACUUGCAAGAGCAUCUUCGAGUUUUGUAGUUUUCUCUAUCAGUUUAGUUAAAGAGUUGAAGUUUAUGUAAGUUUUUUCUUUCUGUCAUUAUCAUUAGCAACUAAGCAAGGGCACAUGUUCCCCUGUAAUCCUGUAUGUAUAUAUAUAUAUAUAUAUAUAUAUAUAUAUAUAUAUAUAUCAGUUCAUGUACCAUUCUUGUAGCUUGUAUAACAGAUUUAUCAAAGGCCAAUGGCACCUUCUCAUGUUUGUAUCUUCA
Ipomoea triloba (trilobed morning glory) is the source of this 2428-nucleotide messenger RNA. Its product is annotated as probable receptor-like protein kinase At1g11050. Gene Ontology annotation, molecular function: ATP binding; protein kinase activity. Gene Ontology annotation, biological process: protein phosphorylation. Bases 198 to 2171 code for a protein of 657 amino acids. Lineage: Eukaryota; Viridiplantae; Streptophyta; Magnoliopsida; Solanales; Convolvulaceae. The record is from RefSeq and is a predicted model, not a curated record. The transcript has a single exon.